Messenger RNA from Trichoderma reesei QM6a, 1746 nucleotides. RefSeq lists its product as uncharacterized. Lineage: Eukaryota; Fungi; Ascomycota; Sordariomycetes; Hypocreales; Hypocreaceae. The transcript is spliced from 12 exons. The record is from RefSeq and is a predicted model, not a curated record. Gene Ontology annotation, molecular function: RNA binding. The annotation marks the transcript as partial.
GGAGGCGCCGAGUCCUUCAAGGGAACGCCCGACACUCGACUGACCUCUCUGACCCCAGAUGAAGGCUCACAGUCCAGCCUGCUCAAGAGCUUCGCCCGCUCAGCUGUAGCCACCACGUCGCCGGCGAGGCUCCCUGCCGGCAGCUUUCGCAAUGCGGUGUCGCACCUGGAUAAGGAUCCCUUCAUCAGCUCCAUCCAGGGCGUCGGCACGAGGCUGUCUCCCACGGCCUCGGCGUUCAGCCCUUUUGUCGGUAACACCUAUGUGCGCUUGCCCGCUGGAGACCUCUCCGCUGCCUUGAGUACCGAUAUGGGCUUGUCGAGGAUCCUCUUCAUAUCGUCGCCCGCUCAGGUUUCCGCACGGGAGGUGGAGGCUCUUUUGACGGAUCUGGGAAAGGAUGGCAGUCCUACUUAUGGCGUUAGAAGCCUCAAGACUCACAGCGCCGGUGUCUUUGUGUACUUCACAGACAUCAGAGACGCUUGUGCGGCACAGGCGAAGCUUCACCAAGCCGACAAAGACUGGAAGAUUGCCUUUGCCAACCCGACUCGCAUCCUCAGCGUCCAAACUAAUCUUGAUGCUGAUACAUCUCCUGUAGCUGGUCUUUCUCACACCGGCCAGAUCCAAAUCUUUGCCGCUGUCCCGCCAGGAGCUAUGGUCGACCCAGUUCAGACCAUGGGAGUGGCCCAUCGGUUUCUGCAGUCACACGGCCGCUUGUUUGCGUUUGUCCGGCUGUCCACCUUCCCCAAUGGCUCCUUCAGGGCCGUUGCAGAGUUUUGUGACACUACUGCUGCCUUUCCUGUCAUACAGGCUUGCAGCGGCGUCCAAAUCUUUGCAUCAGCAUACCACAUGGAAAGUCUCUCUGCCUCGGGACUCACCGAAGCCAUGGAGGGUAUGAGUGUCAACAAGCGAGCAGAUGAUGUCGACCAGCGCCUUGGCCCUGUGAGCCCCAACUCGUCCCAGGCUGGGCAGAGUGACCAGCACUACAAUGCACCGGUUGCCAUGUACCCGCUCAUGUUUCAGACGCCGUUCACUCCUGCCAUGCCCUACAUGCUGGAUUCCUUCCUUCCGGCGGCCCAGGCCGGCUCUAGCAGCCCACUGACAUCGUUCACUCCUCAGUACCCCAUCCGAUCUACGUAUCAUACCACCACGACUCAUCACAACCACGUUGACAUCAAUCGCAUCCGUGAUGGCAUCGACGUUCGCACUACGAUUAUGCUUCGAAACAUUCCCAACAAAGUUGACCAAGCCAUGCUCAAGAGAAUCGUUGACGAGUCCAGCUGGGGAAAGUAUGAUUUCAUGUACCUUCGCAUCGAUUUUGCCAACGACUGCAACGUUGGAUAUGCAUUCAUCAACUUUGUAGACUUUGUCAACGCUCGCGGAAACCAACGCUGGAACUGCUUCAAGAGCGACAAGGUGGCAGAGAUUUCGUAUGCCACCAUUCAGGGAAAAGACUGCCUAGUGCAGAAGUUUCGAAACAGCUCUGUGAUGCUGGAGGCACCUCAUUAUCGCCCCAAGCUGUAUUAUACCUCGAAUGGCCCAAUGCCAGAUCUUGCCGGACAAGAGGAGCCGUUUCCCGAGCCUGACAAUCAGUCAAAGAUGAAGCGGAGCUGUGAGAAUGCCGAGCAUGUCGGCCUAUUCACACCCAAUGCCGGACAGCACUUUCGCGACGAACAGCGACGCCGGCGAUCUCAAUACGACCGAGGCACUCGCCUUGCGGCCCUUGAGGAGUAUGACUAUGAGACCGCCAUA